Messenger RNA from Microthlaspi erraticum, 1197 nucleotides. The record is from the annotation of a GenBank genome assembly. Lineage: Eukaryota; Viridiplantae; Streptophyta; Magnoliopsida; Brassicales; Brassicaceae.
AUGCAUCAUACUAAAUUGUCAGCAGCAACAUCGCACAUAAGUGGCAGUUUUAGUGCGAGUUCUGGUUCUGCCAGAGGCGGUAGGCCUGCACAGGGUCAGAAAAGGAGUAGAGAGGAGACUUCUGGAGUUAGCCAGUAUUCUCGAAAUUCGUGUUAUGGGUGUGGGAGCACGGAGCAUCGUUUUUCGAGUUGUCCCAAGAGGGAUGCAGCACCGAGGGUGUGCUGCUAUUGCAAGGAGCCGGGGCAUAUCAAGCCCAUGUGCCCCAAGUUGCGGAGUAUGUCGGUGGCGUCGGUUCAGCCAGUACCGGCUAAGCCAGUGAGCCAGAUUGCAGCGGUGCAUCCGGUAGGAGCAUCGAAUUGCUUCAUUACACUGAAGAGUGCCAAGAAGAGUGGCAUCCGCAGUAGCGCUGGUGACGGUGCGGGCAUGGUUAAAGUGGCAGGAGGUCGAUUCUUGGCUACUUCGGGCCGUGCUAUAGGAGUCAAUAUUCAGAUUGCGGGGCAGUCAAUGCCAGCAGACUUAGUCAUCAGUCCGGUGGAGCUGUAUUACGUUAUACUCGGGAUGGACUGGUUGGUGUAUCAAGGAGUGAGGCCGACUUCCGAGAGUAUUGGGAUAUCUGCUAUUCAAGCUGAGCAGAUGAUAGAGCGAGGUUGUGAGGCGUAUCUGGCGACAAUUUCUAUGUCGGAGUCAGGAGCUGGAGUUGUUAUGGGGGAUAUCGAGAGCCGGGGACAACACCAAUAUCUAAGACGCCUUUACAGGAUGGCGCCAGCAGAGUUGGCAGAGCUGAAGAAGACGAUAGAGGACCUUUUGUCUAAGGGAGGUCUUAACCAAGUCACUAUGAAGAACAUAUACCGUCUUCCCAGGAUUGAUGAGUUGUUUGAUCAGCUGAGGGGUGCUACUUGGUUCUCCAAGAUAGACUUGGCGUCGGGUUAUCAUCAGAUCCCGAUAGAUGAGGCUGAUGUCAAGAAUAUUGCUUUUAGGACGCGUUAUGGGCACUUUGAGUUUGUGGUGAUGCCCUUUGGUUUGACUAACCAUGCGACUCACUUGAGGUUGGUUCUGGAGAAGCUUCGGGAGAGAAAGCUGUUAGCUAAGUUGAGCAAGUGCAGUUUCUGGCAGAGGGAGAUGGGAUUUCUUGAUCAUAUUGUGCUUGUAGAGGGAGUUUCUGUGGAUCCGCCGAAGAUUGAGGCCAUCAGGGAUUGA